UUUCCAGCCAAGAAAACACAAAGAAACAGAGCAUAUUCCGCCUGUUCCAGCAGCAGAGAGAAGCAACCUAACAUCCAGCCCGGCCGCGAGAAAGAGAUCCCGCCGAAUCCCCAAACCCAACCACCGCUCCUCGCCCGCCUCCCCGGCGACCUCAGAUCUCGUCUGCGGCGGCGGCGGCGACGGCGGAGGCGGAGGGCGGGGAGUGGAGGCGAAGAUGUUCUAUGGGGCGAUGGUGUGGGAUCCGUGGCUGAUCGUGGCGCAGAUCGUCUGCCUGCAGUGCCUCUACUACCUCGUGCUCGGCCUCUUCAUGGCGCUCCUCGUCGGCACCCGCGUCCCGCGCCUCACGCUCCUCUACCUCUUUGACUUCGCCACCCUCACCCCGCGCACAACCACCGGCUGGUGCGCCAUCGCCUCCUUCCUCCUCGCCGCCAUCGCGGGUGCUGGAUUCAUGUUUUAUGUCAUUGAGAGAGCCAAGAAGUGCCUGGACUUUGCAGCCACCCUCCACAUCAUCCAUCUGUUUAUUUGCAUUAUUUAUGGAGGAUGGCCAGCUUCAGGUACAUGGUGGGUUGUUAACAUUGUUGGUUUGGCAAUCAUGUCCCUCCUUGGUGAAUACCUAUGCAUCAGGCGGGAGCUAAAAGAUAUUCCAGUAAGGCUUCGCGCAAGUGUUUAAUCUCAAAGGCUAAAGGAGUAUAGGUGGUUUUCAACUGUUGUUACCCCCCAAGAGAUGCUUGUUAAUAUCUGCCCUUAGGAAUACAGAGACCUGCGAUUCUUUGUUCUGUGGUUUACAACCUAUACUGUUGAAUCCUGCAAAUAUCUUUGCUGUUGUAAUGCAUGGCCUCUCAGUAGAACCACCAUAGGUAAUGACGUUGCGAGUGAGGCUUCUGAACUACCACCAUUGGAAUGGGAUGGCAGCUCAUUUUUUGUGGCAUGUAUCAAGUCUUCCUCUCUUAUGGAUAGUCACAGAAGAAAGGUUUCUGCUUGACAAUUUGUAUGACUAGAUAACAAUACCUUGAAAUUGCUCUUUAGCGAGAUUGAUAAUGCGAAUUUGGUCGCACAUUUUGAUUC
Hordeum vulgare subsp. vulgare (domesticated barley) is the source of this 1065-nucleotide messenger RNA. Its product is annotated as protein SYS1 homolog. Gene Ontology annotation, biological process: Golgi to endosome transport; protein localization to Golgi apparatus; Golgi to plasma membrane protein transport. The record is from RefSeq and is a predicted model, not a curated record. The transcript is spliced from 3 exons. Bases 215 to 670 code for a protein of 151 amino acids. NCBI's taxonomy places the organism in Eukaryota, Viridiplantae, Streptophyta, Magnoliopsida, Poales, Poaceae. Gene Ontology annotation, cellular component: trans-Golgi network; Golgi membrane.